This is a messenger RNA of Phytophthora infestans T30-4, 342 nucleotides long. RefSeq lists its product as uncharacterized. The transcript is spliced from 2 exons. The record is from RefSeq and is a predicted model, not a curated record. Bases 1 to 342 code for a protein of 113 amino acids. NCBI's taxonomy places the organism in Eukaryota, Oomycota, Peronosporomycetes, Peronosporales, Peronosporaceae.
AUGAUGAUGAUGGAGCGCGGCAGAAGUGGCACGUGGCGUGCCAGAAGAUCACCGCGUACAGAGACGUCGGGCUCUGUGAGGCAGCGCAUGGCGCUGGAGGAUGUCCAAAUGAAGACCGUGACAUUGAAGUGCAGUGCGUUCCUGCGCAUCACGGGGGAUCCAGUGCGCCAGGUGCUGAAAGGCGGUUUUGGCCGCUCACAAAAUAAUCUGCUCCGAGGAGAGCAAGUGGCUCUACUCAGUGGAGAACAAAAGAAUCGGCUCAGUAGAGAGCAAGUGAAUCUGCACAGUGGAGAGCAAGUGGCUCUACUCGCGUGCGCGCUGUCCAAGGGCGAGCCUGGUUGA